AUGAAGGAUGCAGAGAAUGCUUCGCACGAAGGCAAGAAGAAGCACGAGGUGCUCUGGCCGAUCUUCCAGAUCAAUCACCAACGUUCUCGAUACGUCUAUGACCUUUACUAUGAGAAGUAUGCAAUCUCCAAGGAACUUUACGACUGGCUGCUUAAGAACAAGUAUGCCGAUGCCAACUUGAUCGCCAAGUGGAAGAAGCAGGGCUACGAGAAGCUUUGCUGCCUGCGCUGUGUCCAGACGAAGGAGACGAACUUCAACUCCACCUGUAUCUGCCGAGUCCCCAAGGCUCAGCUCAAGGAGGGCCAGACGGUCGAGUGUGUCAGCUGCGGCUGCCGUGGCUGUGGCAGCAGCGACUAA
This is a messenger RNA of Penicillium paradoxum, 357 nucleotides long. RefSeq names its product BUD31 family protein. The record is from RefSeq and is a predicted model, not a curated record. Bases 1 to 357 code for a protein of 118 amino acids. Gene Ontology annotation, cellular component: nucleus; spliceosomal complex. Gene Ontology annotation, biological process: mRNA splicing, via spliceosome. NCBI's taxonomy places the organism in Eukaryota, Fungi, Ascomycota, Eurotiomycetes, Eurotiales, Aspergillaceae. The transcript has 3 exons.